UUUGUUUUUGGUUGGCCAUCUGAUCUUUGGUAUCGAGCGAAGUCAGAUGUUGACGAAAGUUUGCAGUGGCAUGUCAUAGUUUAGUUUCCCUGUAAACCUGCGUUGUUGGAAAGCAUUCUAAAAUUGCUGCAUGUUGUUUUUUUUCUCAGGAUUGAUGUGGAUUCACGUUUUUCUCACAAUCCCCAUUAAUAACCACUAAUGAUUCAUCUUCUUCUGAUCUCAAUCCUAGAAGACUGAAGUGUUAAUUCAACUAUUAUUGUAGCCGAGUGAUGAUUAAGGCUGAAAUAAAAAUCUGGUUUGCAGCAGAAUCCCAAACCGUGACCUGUGAGCUAUGUGUUGCGAACCGAAUGUUAAUCAGGUAGUUAUUUCACUGCAGUUAUCACGUACAAUACCCAACUGUGUUGUUGUUAGGUGAAUAAAUGAAUAGUACGUUACUGUCCGUUUGAGAACACCACACUAGUUGUCCAUCUACUUGACAGCCGACCACUUACGCGGGAUAACUGCAAUAAAACUGUGGUUAACAGUUACGUUUUCUGAUUGUCAGUGCCUUCUAAUCAUAAUGACUCAACACGUUAGUUGAGUUGACCGAGUUAACAUUUGGCGUACUUUCAUUAAUACAAGGUUGUACAACAUGAUGAUAUCUGUUUUUUCUGGUUUUGUGACUAUCGCUGGAAUCCAGGAUGCGCAUGUCGUCCUAAAUAGGAUUUAUGAACUUACCGGAUGAUCAAGAGGCUAUGGAUUUUGUGGCAUCCGCUGCUGUCAUUCGUUCACAAGUGUUCCACUUACCUGGUGCUGAUCAACUCACUCGAUUUACAAUCAAAUCUUUAGCCGGGAAUAUCAUUCCUGCGGUGGCGUCUACAAAUGCAAUAGUCGCUGGGCUAAUGGUACUUCAAGCCAGACAUAUUUUAUCUAAACAUUACGAGCGUGUACGCACCGUCUACCUCCAUCGUCAACCAACUGGUCGUCGUGGUAAUCGUCGCCUUGUUGUCCCAGUGAAACCUGCACCACCAAAUCCCUCUUGUCUGGUGUGUAGUGAUACAAUCAAAAAUUCCCAGCUACGCUUAGUCUGUGCACCAGAAAUGCUCACCCUGCGUAUUCUACGUGAUCGUAUUCUAAUCCGACAUUUAGGCAUGUUAGCGCCAGAUGUAGAACUGUCUGAUCGUGGUGUUAUUUUGAUAUCAAGUGAAGAGGGUGAAACAGACGAAGAUACAUUGAAUAAAACUCUUGGUGAGUUCAAUGUCACUCAGGACACAUGUUUGCAGUGUGAUGACUUUCGUCAAGACUUCACUGUGCGCCUUAUUGUAUCUUGUGCUAGUCCAGAGUUAGCAAAUGCACUGCCAAACAAUUUAUCGUCAUCAAACAACAGUCUACCUAUACAACAACAGCAGCUCGAUAGUGAUGAUCAGUUUGAACAAUGGCGUAUUUUAGGCAAUGUGGAUUCAGUGCUAACAAGUGUCAAAGGCAGUAAUAGCAAUAAUUCAGCAGCAUCAUCGUCCAUACCUGAAGAAAUUAUGAUAAUGAAUGGAAAUGUAGCUAAGCACGAAGGUAAUGAAAAGAAAAUGUUUUUAAAGUUUCCCCCAAACAUCUUGGUAAAUAAAAAUUGUUUAGAGUUAUAG
Molecule: messenger RNA, 1616 nt
Organism: Trichobilharzia regenti
Lineage: Eukaryota; Metazoa; Platyhelminthes; Trematoda; Strigeidida; Schistosomatidae
Source: the annotation of a GenBank genome assembly